Molecule: messenger RNA, 5865 nt
Organism: Lodderomyces orthopsilosis Co 90-125
Lineage: Eukaryota; Fungi; Ascomycota; Pichiomycetes; Serinales; Debaryomycetaceae
Product: DNA-binding ATPase
Exons: 1
Coding region: 1-5865 (1954 amino acids)
Molecular function (GO): ATP-dependent chromatin remodeler activity; ATP binding; ATP hydrolysis activity
Source: RefSeq, a predicted model, not a curated record
AUGUCCAGAUUAGAUAGAUUAGUUGUGCUACUAGAGACAGGGUCAACAUCAUUUAUCAGAAAUACGGCUGCUGACCAGCUAUCAGACUUGGCCAAAGCUCAUCCUGAGGAUAUUUUAAACUUGCUUGCCAGGGUGUGUCCUUUUUUUAAAUCUCCUAAAUGGGAAACUAGAAUAGCUGCUGCACGAGCGUUUGGAGGAAUUGUAAAUAAUGCACCAUUAUGGGAUCCAAAUUCACAAGAACAAAUUAAACAAGAGAAUGAUGCUGAGACCUUGGUUAAAAGGGAAGUUGAGGAUAGUCUAGCUUAUGAGACAAAGAAUUUUAUUAAACAAGAGGCUCAUGAGGAAGUGAAGAUCAAAAUUGAACAAGAUUUAGAAUUGAAUAAACUAGAUGACUCCAUAUCAAAUUUGUUGCUGUUUAAUAAUUUUGAUUUGAAUGAAUUGAUUAAAAGUGGAACAACGUUAUUGGCUUCGAAGUCAGAUAAUACUUUAAAUUGUGAUGACGAAGUUAGUGAGGAUGAUAGGACUCUAAUUGGUAGGAUAAAGAGACAUAGAGCUAGUAUACUACCGAAACAAGAAUCACUUGAUGCAGAUGCAGAUGCAGAUGUUGAAAGCGCUGCAAAUACUGGAGACUCGACUAAAAUCAAAACUGAGCCUAGUUCCGACCCAUUGAUUAAGCAGGAGCCGUUAUAUGGAUACGCAGAUGAGUUAGUAUCGUCUGAUGCGUCUACACCAAACACUUCAAGGCCGCUGCUUGACACUCCUUCAAAACCGGUGUCGAGUGCUAGGUUAAAAGCUAUACAGAAAAGAAAAGCUAAAUUCAAUGCCAAAUCUGGUUCCAACAAAUUGAAACAAGUGGAUAUCUCUCAAAGUUCUAUAUCCAGACAAAUGGUUGAAAAUGGCGAUGUAAUGGAUAUCGAUUCUGAUAAUAAUGGAAAUACUCAUCCACAGUUUGACUUGACUUCACAACAAGGUGGAGAAAAAUUGGUUGUUGAAGCUAAAGUUGAAGAAAUUUCACCUUUACUUUCGUUGCACAAUAAGGUGACUGGUUUAAUCUGGCUUUUUCAAGGUGUUUAUGAGUUGUUAUUAGCAGACUUGUUUGAUGAUAAAUGGGAAAUCAGACAUGGGGCAGCAUUGGGACUUCGUGAACUUAUCAGAGUUCAUGGUAAAGGAGCAGGAAGAAUCAUGAAUAAGACUAAAGAAGAAAAUGAUCAUAAUAAUGCUUUGACUUUGGAGGAUUUGGCGGUUCGUUUAUGCAUCUUGUUUGUUCUUGAUAGGUUUGGUGAUUAUGUUUCUGAUACCGUUGUUGCACCCGUGAGAGAGUCCAGUGCACAAACAUUAGCGGCACUUUUGAUCCAUUUGGAUGAUAAGACAGUGAUUAAGACUUUUGAUUGUUUAUACACAAUGACAUUACAAGAAGGGUUACCACCACCAAAGUGUUGGGAAGCUAAACAUGGAGGUAUGUUGGGUGUUCGUUAUCUUGUUAGUGUACGAACUGAUGUUUUACUCAACAAGCCUGACAUGUUUGAUCGAGUGUUGAACAUGGUUCUCCAUGGGCUUCAAGAAAGCGAUGAUGAUGUGCAGUCAGUCGCAGCAUUGACUUUAACGCCCAUCGCGUCGGAGGUUGUCUCGACGAGAAAAACUGUCAUUCAAUCGUUAUUAUCGGUAAUUUGGGAUUGUUUGGUUAAUUUAAGGGAUGAUUUAUCAGCUUCUAUUGGGUCGGUUAUGGAUUUAUUGGCAAAGUUGUGUAGCCAUAAAGAAGUUAUUGAUAUAAUUCAACGUGAUGCUGCUAAAGAUGACAGAUAUUCUUUCAAGCACUUGGUGCCUAGAUUGUACCCAUUUUUGAGACAUUCAAUUACGAAUGUGAGAAAAGCAGUUUUGAGAACCAUCUUGGAAUUCUUGUCAAUAACAGAAGAGAAUAUCACAAAAACCUGGAUUGAUACAAAGACAAUUAGACUUAUUUUUCAGAAUUUAUUGGUUGAGCAAAACUCUGACGUUUUGCAAUUGUCAAUUACAGUUUAUAGCAGGUUGUUGGAAGAGAUUAACAAGUACAACAUGGAUUUGGACAAUUUAUUUGUUGUGCAGUCACUGGAUUUAUUGACCUUGACUUUGACACCAAUUGGAAUAGCAAGACUGAACUUCCAAAUGGAUACAAGAUUGAUAAUGAGGCCAUCAGGUCAAAUGGUGGGUUCAUUAGAUGAGGAUGAAGACAGUCGUCGUCGUCGCUUGAAGAAACGUGGCAGACAACAAUCACAAGCACAAGAGCCAAUUACAGUCGAAGAUAAUGGUAUACCAAUGGAAGAUUUGAAAAUUAAUAUUGAUGCACCAGUGUACAAAGGAGAUGUAAUGCUCAUUGGAUUUGAGAAAAUGAUUGCUACUCGAUGUGCUGCUGCUAGUGCUUUUGGUAAGACUUUAGUCUUAAUAAAGGAUCAAACUACUUUGAGCCAAGUACUUCAAAAUUUAUCAUUGUAUUUUGACUCGCCUUUUGAGACCUCCAGGUUAUUAAGUGCUUUUAUUGUUGAAGAAUUUGCUACAUCGGCAAAGGAUCAGGAGCAUAAGCCAGAUGAAGCAACUAUCGCAAUACUUGCAGACACAUUAACGUCAACACUUCAAAAUCCAACCACACUACCAUACUUUCGUGAGUUGAUACCUUCACUCAAAGCUGUACGAACUUCAUGUUUACAGUUGUUUGAUUGUUUUGUUUCAACCGCUAGGUUAUCACCAUCGAAAAUACCACAAAUACCGAUACUUGUACAAGGUGAAACUGAUGCGGGUCCAAAUGCGUUUACUUUAGAAAGUGCAGAAAAGAUUACUGGUGAUGUUUUCGAAAAAUUAAAGAAGAGUUUAUCGAAUAAUCACCGGUUGGUAGCAAAUCAGGCAUUGGAAGAUGCCAAGCAUAGAGUCACGCUUGCUGUUGAUGAAUGCAAAAGCUUGAUAAAUUCGAAAAGUACUGCUAUCUUGGCAUCUUAUGCUGGUGCUGCUUUGGCUUUAUCUGGUAUACCAAAGAAGUUGAAUCCAAUCAUCAAAUCAUUGAUGGAAAGUAUCAAGUUGGAGGAUUCUCUCGUGUUGCAAAAGAAAUCAGUGUUUUCAGUUGGUAGUUUAAUCCGCCAAUUGAAUGAAACCGGCAAGAGAAAUGUUGCUGAUAAAAUCAUCAAGAAUUUAUGUGCAUUUUUGUGCGUUGAUACUGCUGAGGUGCCCGAGUUUCAUCAUAAUGUUGGCUUCAAGACUAAUAUUCUAUCAUUACGAAAAGAAGAAGGGGCCAGUGAUCAUGCUGAUGCGGCAGCUCAUGAGAGAGCAGUUCAUGAAGCAAGAAUCAAACGUCGUGGUGCUUUGCUUGUACUUGAGGAGAUAAUACUCAUCUACAAGGAAAACUUGUUCACUGAGGUGCCCAAGUUGAAGGAAUUAAUGAUUGGGCCAUUGAAAGAAUUGGCCACGUCGAAUAGUGACGAAAUAGUCAGGGAUGAAUUUAAAGGACAGAGUAUAAUUGAUGCUUUGGGUAUACUUAAGGCAUUAUUGCCCAAAAUUGACAAAUCAUUACAUCCUGAAAUUACUGAGCAUUUGGAGCUUUUGUUACCAGGAUUAAAGUCAGAGUACUCUGUUUUCCGUUAUUCAACUGCUAAAUGUUUUGCCACGAUAUGUUCAGUUGCUCCAACUAAAGCAUUUACGUUUUUAGUUAAUUCAAUCUUGCCAAUGUUGAAGAAUGCCGGCAGCAUAAUUGAAAGACAAGGAGCUAUUGAAACCAUAUAUCAUAUUUCUGCUGUAAUGGGUGCUAGCAUUUUACCCUACGUUAUGUUUUUAAUUGUGCCAGUAUUGGGAAGAAUGAGUGAUUCUGAUCAUGAUGUACGAGUACUUGCUACUACUACAUUUGCCUCAAUCAUUAAAUUGGUACCAUUGGAAGCUGGUAUUCCUGAUCCCGAGGACAUGCCACAAGAGUUAUUGGAAGGUAGAGAAAGAGAACGUGAUUUCAUAUCACAAAUGAUGGAUCCAACGAAGAUUAAAUCUUUUGAUUUACCAGUAUCAAUUAAAGCAACAUUGCGUAAGUAUCAACAAGAAGGUGUUAAUUGGUUGGCUUUUUUGAACAAGUACCAUUUACAUGGAAUAUUAUGUGAUGAUAUGGGGUUAGGUAAGACAUUACAGACUAUCUGUAUCAUCUCCUCGGAUCAUCACAUUAGAGCCGAAAAGUAUGCCGAGACUGGUGCCGUCGAAUAUAGGAGAUUACCGUCGUUGGUGAUUUGUCCACCAUCCUUGACUGGUCACUGGGAACAAGAAAUUAAUCAGUAUGCACCAUUUAUGAAGGUGUUAGUUUAUGCUGGUAAUCCAAGUAUCAGAACGCCAUUGAGAAGUCAAUUACCCCAUGUGGAUGUUGUUGUCACAUCAUAUGAUGUUUCUCGUAAUGAUGUCGAGUAUUUGAGCUCAUUGGAUUACAAUUAUUGUGUCUUGGAUGAGGGCCAUAUCAUCAAGAAUGCAAAUUCCAAACUUUCAAAAUCAGUAAAACAAAUUCGAGCUGAACAUAGAUUGAUCUUAUCUGGUACGCCGAUUCAAAACAAUGUAUUGGAAUUGUGGUCGUUAUUUGAUUUUUUAAUGCCCGGAUUUUUGGGUACAGAAAAAGUUUUCCAUGAGAAAUUUGCCAAACCAAUUGCAGCAAGUAGGAAUAGUAAGACAUCAUCCAAGGAACAAGAAGCUGGUGCAUUGGCACUUGAAUCUUUACAUAAGCAAGUGUUGCCAUUUAUGUUGCGUCGUCUUAAAGAAGACGUUCUUUCUGACUUGCCACCAAAAAUCAUCCAAGAUUAUUAUUGUGAGUUAAGUGAGUUGCAAAAGAAGUUGUAUAAGGACUUUGCCAAAAACGAAAAAGAGAGUAUCAAGAAUGAUGUAUCAUCGGCUGAAAAGGAGGGUAAGACACAUGUAUUCCAAGCGUUGCAAUAUAUGAGAAAAUUAUGUAAUCAUCCAGCAUUGGUUGUAUCACCAAACCAUCCCAAAUAUGUUGAUGUUGAAAAUUUCCUUGCUUCAAGAAAUUCGCAGUUGAGAAAUAUUGAGCAUUCACCAAAAUUGCAAUCAUUAAGAACUUUAUUACUAGAGUGUGGAAUUGGAACUCAAGAUUCUGAUUAUGGCAAAUCGAAGCAAAAGAAAACCAAUGAUGCGCUUAUGCCUCUUGAAGGGGUCAUUUCAGAACAUCGUGCUUUAAUCUUCUGUCAAUUAAAGGAUAUGUUGGAUAUUGUUGAAAAUGACUUGUUAAAGAAAUACCUUCCCUCAGUGACGUACAUGAGAUUGGAUGGUAGUACAGAUCCAAGAAAUCGUCAAGCUAUUGUACGUAAAUUCAAUGAUGAUCCGUCAAUUGAUGUGUUACUUUUGACUACUAAAGUUGGUGGUUUAGGUUUGAAUUUAACUGGUGCUGAUACUGUCAUCUUCGUUGAACAUGAUUGGAAUCCAAUGAAUGAUUUACAGGCAAUGGAUAGAGCUCAUAGGUUGGGUCAGAAAAAGGUUGUUAAUGUCUAUCGAUUGAUCACUAAGGAUACCCUUGAAGAAAAGAUUAUGGGUUUACAGAAAUUCAAAAUGAAUAUUGCUUCAACUAUUGUCAACCAGCAAAAUGCCGGGUUACAAUCAAUGGAUACGAAUCAAUUGUUGGACUUGUUUGAUGUUGAUGAUAGUGGAGUUAAGAUGGAAGAGGGUUUUAAUAAUGAUGACAGUGGAGCAAAUGGAAAUGGAAAUGGACCAGGCCUCGGAAAUAGUGGUGCCAACGUGACAGAGGAACUUACUGGUGGUUUGACUGGUAAAGCAGCUGGUGCUGUUGGAGAAUUGGCUGAAUUGUGGGAUGAGAAACAAUAUGAAGACGAAUACAAUCUUGACAAUUUUAUCAAAACAUUGAAGUAA